GUCACUUGGCAUUCGUCUGGUCUGCAGAAACGAGAGUCCAGCAAGGCUUACGGUGGGACUUCGACGAGGCCUUUUUUGCGCCAUUCGGACCUCAAAUGGAUGCCAUCCUGGAGGUGGUGCGACAACGCGACCAAGUGGUCUAUGGAAGUGUGAUGUUCAACUUCAGGUUCUUGGACCUUGGUUUCUGCUUCACGGCUUGCUUCGUCUGCGGCUGGUUCGGGCAAGCCUUACGCAACCUUGUUGCCCAGGCCACCGAAACAGCAG
Molecule: messenger RNA, 264 nt
Organism: Symbiodinium pilosum
Lineage: Eukaryota; Dinophyceae; Suessiales; Symbiodiniaceae
Source: the annotation of a GenBank genome assembly